This is a messenger RNA of Cryptomeria japonica (Japanese cedar), 1653 nucleotides long. Its product is annotated as protein DNA-DAMAGE INDUCIBLE 1. The transcript has 16 exons. Gene Ontology annotation, molecular function: protein binding; aspartic-type endopeptidase activity. The record is from RefSeq and is a predicted model, not a curated record. Lineage: Eukaryota; Viridiplantae; Streptophyta; Pinopsida; Cupressales; Cupressaceae. Gene Ontology annotation, biological process: proteolysis. The coding region runs from base 201 to 1427 and encodes 408 amino acids.
GAAUUCUUCCCAAUCACCGGUAAGAAACCGUUGAUACUUUUUAAGAAAAUUUGCCCGUAGACUCCUUUUCACCACUGGGUUGCCUUGCAAAUGAAGAUAUAGGUCCACUGUAUAUACCCAUUGAAAAUAUACAUAUCAGUUCAUUCAAUUUCUUCAUUCUCUUUUUGGAAAUAGGUCCCGCGAGGCAGUCGUAGCACACGAUGAAGAUCACUGUUAUGACAGCAGACGAACGGAUCAUUUCAUUGGAUGUCGAUCCUCAAGAAAUUGUUGAAAAUGUGAAGGCUCUUCUUGAGGUUGAGACGCAAGUUCCACUGCAGCAGCAACAAUUGCUUUACCAUGGGAGGGAGGCUAGAAAUAAUGAGCGUUUGAGUUCACUUGGAGUUGUAGAAGGUGACUUAAUUAUGAUGACUUCUACAGAUAUAAGAUUCAGGACAGGAACAGAUAACUUGGGACUAAAUCCAGACGGCUCAGCUGUGAAUCCUAGAGCCCUGCAGCAGCACAUUCGAAAUGAUUCUCAUCUCUUGAGUCAGUUGCGUCAGAGCGAUCAAGAAUUCGCACAGGCUAUUCUCGGGGAUAACUUAGAUGCUUUUCAAAACAUUCUUAGAAGGCGUCAUCAAGAAAGGCUGCAGCAACAACGUAUACAACAGGAACAAUUAGCACUUCUUAAUGCAGAUCCUUUUGAUAUUGAUGCACAGCGGAAGAUUGAAGAAAUGAUUCGACAGAGGAAUGUGGAUGAAAACUGGGAGAAUGCAUUGGAGCAUAAUCCAGAAUCGUUUGCACGGGUGGUUAUGUUGUAUGUUGACAUGGAGGUCAAUGGUGUUCCUUUGAAGGCAUUUGUAGACAGUGGCGCUCAGAUGACCAUAAUAUCUAGGAGUUGUGCUGAGCGAUGUGGAUUGUUACGGCUUUUGGAUAAGCGGUAUACUGGAAUCGCUCGUGGCGUUGGUCAAUCGGCAAUUGUGGGGAGAAUACAUGUUGCACCAAUCAAGAUAGGGACAAUAUAUUACCCCUGUACAUUCACGGUGCUCGAUUCUCCUGAUUUGGAAUUUUUAUUUGGACUUGAUAUGCUUCGAAAGCAUCAGUGCGAAAUUGACUUGAAGCAAAAUGUUCUGCGUGUCGGUGGAGGGGAAGUAUCUGUACCCUUUUUGCAAGAGAAGGAUAUUCCAACCCAGUUUCUUGUUGAAGAAAAAUUUGCAAAUCAGGGAGCAUCUGCUUCAGCUGAGUUAAGCUCUGCUAAAAAAGCUGGAAGUUCAAGUACACCUGCACCUUCUACUGGUCUUUCACAAGUGAACUCUACACAGGGAUCCAAUCAAGAAUCAAAGAUCAUUAGGCUCAUGGAGCUUGGGUUUGACCGUGCAACAGUGAUUCAAGCACUAACUCUUUUUAAUGGAAAUGAAGAACAAGCUGCUGGUUACUUGUUUGGGGGCUGAUGAGAAACUCAUGUCCUUUGUGGUUAUUAAGAAUAUUAUUCAGACUUAAAAAAAUUCCACAGUUUCAUGAUUAAGUGGCGAUUUCUGUGAGGAGAUCACAUUUUAUGAUGGUGGUCUUAUUGCACACUCUAUACAUUUAUUUAUUUAUUCCAAGUGCUGUUAUCUUGACUGCCAAAUGCAUUUUUUUUGCAGCUCCAUUAAUUUAGAAAAUUAAUUUUUUUCAUCA